Messenger RNA from Plasmopara halstedii, 1086 nucleotides. RefSeq lists its product as uncharacterized. Lineage: Eukaryota; Oomycota; Peronosporomycetes; Peronosporales; Peronosporaceae. The coding region runs from base 1 to 1086 and encodes 361 amino acids. The record is from RefSeq and is a predicted model, not a curated record. The transcript has 2 exons.
AUGGACUGGUUAAAAAGUGUACAAGCCUCCAGGAUAUUCCCCACAAGUGAUGACAGUAUUGAGAACUAUGAUAACACAAAACUGCUAGCCAUUUUAACAGAAGAAAUAAAACCACAGCCAAUUGUACCACAAGACGUGGUGGAUCUGUUUGAUACACUCCAAGCCAACCCACAAUUCGUGAGCUUCGCAGAGGAUGUACAACGAACCAUGGUGUUGGAUUCCAUGUACAAGCCUUUAGUGUUUGGGCAAUGGAUAGAAAAGGGGUACUCCCCAGAAAAGAUUCUCGACAUUUUUUUUGCGCACAAGUCUGUGGAUGUUAAAGUCACGAAUCCACUGUUUUUGGCGUGGCUUGAAUACUUCACGUGGUACUGGAAACUUGUUAAAAGUAAAAGCCCAUUGCGCUACGCUGAAUUUCUGAAGGCACUACGCAAAUACUUGUCGGAAGAGAAUCUGGAUAAAAUGAUUUCAUCACUACAGUUUAAGGAGGCUUUUUUAAAAGAGCAGGUUGAGGGCGUGCGGGACGACUUCGAAAGCAUACUAUGGACAUGGCAGAAUCCAGACAGUCCUGCGCUAUUGUGGGUACUCAAUUACGUCUUUCAGUACAGGAAACAGUCUACAUUUUCCAACAUCAUGCUGUUUAAAUUGUUGAUGUUCAAACUCUCGUUUAAAUCGCUGAUGAAGUUGUUAAGAUCUCAAAGUGAAUACCCGCAGCUAAAAAUACUAGCAGACGAUAUGCUGCAGUUUUCUUCCACAACAAUGCUUACGACUUUGGCGGAAUAUGAAGUCAACCCUGAGGAAUACUUUGAACACCUUUUCAGUUUAUACGGUACGGCUGCUACGUCUUCUGAGCCAGAAACCAUGGAAACUUCACAGCAAAAUAAAAGCUUUGACAUUGCUUUACAGUACCUCAAAUAUGCUCUGGUGUUUGAUGUACAAAUAAAAAAGAUGACAUAUGAAAACAGCAUCAGCGAUUCAUUUAUCUUUUUAGAUGAUAAAAUGCAUGAUAUGUUGAGUCAGCAUUCGAAAGAGUUACAAGACAAUGUGGAGAAAUUCAUGCAAGAUUUGGGAUUUGUGGAGACUGGAUAA